UACAGGUCCGGGUGUGAAGAAUGAAUUGUUAUGAGGAAACUGGUUAAUUGGAGAGGCGGUUUCUCAAACUUAGGAUAGGUUUUCUAAAUCGGUAUAAUGGAAAGAUGAUCCUCCAUGGCGAUUCUCCAUGCUUAUCUGCUAAUGCCGACCUUGUGUAACUGGAUCGACUACCUCGCCCUAAUUAAUACCAUCCUCAACCUUGAACUUGCACCUACCCUUGCUACUCUUCUUCACAGUCCAGAUUUUCCCUUUAAUAAAAUGCCGUUCGUCCAUCAGUGUUAUGUCAGUCUACCUUCUUCAGUUGGUCGAGUGGGUAGUUAAACAGAGCUCACUCGACCAAUUGCAGAUAGUAGACUUAAGCCUUUAGUUCUUUUACAUUUGGCUCUGUAGUUGAUGAAGUGCAGACGUUUACAAAUGACUUCAUUUGAUCAACUAUUAGUUAUAUUUGUAAAAGAACUAGUUAUUCGGUAGAUGAAUGAUGACACUGGCUCUCGUUUCCUCCCGAGUCAUGAUCGAGCUUUGGGAUUAAAUUAUUGGGUACCUAUGGGGAAAACUAAGGGAUACUUAUAACUGGGGACUACUUCUGCAUUCUUAUGAAGUAUUAUGUUUAAAAACAUGAAUUGUGUAUAAUCCAUGCCGGGUCUAGUUCUAAAGUACCGGAAAAAUCAGUUUAUCAAGCUUUACUUGAACAUUCAGGUCGUGUUUGUGAAAAAAUGAGCCUACCAUUCAAUUGGAUGGAUAAAUUAUUGACACUGGCUCUCGUUUCCUUCAAGUCAUGUCCGAGCUUUGGGGUUAAGUUUGGGUUGUAAGGCUCGUUUCAGACCUUACGACCGUUAAUACGAGUAAAAAUAAUGAAGUUGGACUUUCCAUCUAAAACAAUGAAAAAUAAGUUGUAGAUGAGGCCAGGGAAACAGUAGGGAAGUGGGUUUGAAAUAAAUCACUGCAUUUCAUGCAGAGAGUAUUUGCCAAGGGGUCAUUGGAGGAAAUGGAAUUGUUAACAGUAUUUCCAACAACUGCAUCUACUGUGAAAGAUGAAAUUCAUUCAUUCUUGUGAAGGAUGACGCUUUGAAGUACACUAAACACUGAAAAAAAUAGUACAAGCAUACACUCACAAGAGACCACAGAGAAUAGUUAAGAGGAGUUUAACAGAGCGGUGAGUCCGGAGAAGACUCCUGUUUUUUGAGAUAUUGGAAUUGAUGAAUAAACCGUGUUGUGAUGUUCCAGAUCGAAUUUUAACCUAUUCUUCCUGAAGCAGUCGCCAGAAACGAUUCGCCACCUUCUUCCAGUUCUUCCUCCAUUGUUGUUUUUGCCUUUCCGGGCUCCCUUCGUCUUCUUCUAAGUCGUCGACCUCUUGGGACAGCAAGACCUUGAUCUUGCCAUCUUCGCUUUCGGGCUGUGGUAGGCACGAAACUGAACACUCCUCUCCAAAUAGAAAUUGGGGGUGUGUCCAAAUUUCGACUCGAUUGGAGUCGUUGUAGCCAAUAAUGGCUGGGAUUUUCCGUACCUUCGCUUGGACCUCGAGAAGGACUAAUUUCCCUUCCCGACGUCGCACCGAUUUGGUCCUUUCCACCAUUGUAUUCCAAAAAAAUAAAAAAAAACAAAUUGGUGCAAUUAGAACAAAUUACAAUCAAUAUCAGUCGCCAAGGUGAAGCCGGCCUAUAUCUGGAAACUCCAGGUCCUCUUCGGCAAAGAUUAUGCCCUCGGGGAAGAAAACAUCAAAUCCCGACUCGCAGAACCACAAAAAACGAGCCGACGGGAUAUCGAAAAGUUUCCGAUACCUAGCAUAACCAGGAUAUCGCCUAAAAAAUAACAAGGAGAAGCAAAUAAAACAAAUGGAUAAGUUAAUCAACAAUAAAAAACAGCCACAGCAGCAAACUUGACAAGAAAAAUAAUGGAAAAACAAAACUUACGCAAAUAGACGCUCGCGCGCGUCCGGAGGAACAAAGUCUCGACGGAAUUCCUGCAGCAUUAAAAACUGCCAGCUCGCUAACGGCUGCUGCAGUAACCAAUCAAAUCGCAGACGAUCACUAACAGACAAAUGAAUGUCGUCUGGGAUAUAGAAAUAUCGCAGCGCGAGUUCGAGAGCGUGUUGUUGUGAAGGCUCCAUUUCGAAUAUUAAAACCGAACUGGAGCGACAGCCACCAUUUCGACACAAAAUACAAAGAAGAUUAAUAACAUGAUUGAGGUGUUGAUACAUAAUGUCUAAUAGAGCGUCAAGCAGGUGCGAGUUGCUUGGCCUCUACCAGAAGUGAAGUGGGUGGGGCGAGUUGUUACAGUCUCAAUACCAUAAGUAAUGUAAAUAAGAUGUCAAUGGAAUUGUUUUUUAGUACUUACGGUUCGUGAAUACAUCCCGAGCCCUUUUCAAUUUUAGAGCCUGGAAUUCAUAUUUAUAAUAUAAAUCCAAGCUGUCUCGCAGGUACUGCUGGAUCAGUACCUCCCGCUGGGCGUUGUACUCCCCUUCACUUUGUAACAUAAUUGGUGAGGCGUACAUGUUUUGGAAGUGUUGGGGUGGAUAAUAACACGGAGGGGAUGGUGAUGGAAUCCUCUCCAUUGGGGCCGAAUCUGGUUGUUCCUUUGUCGGCGGCUGUGGUGUUUGAUGAUUUAUGGGCGGAGCGGCUAAAGGGACUGCACUGGGGAUGUCUGGGUUUACCUCCGUGGUAUCGCUUCGUAUGUCGUCCUUGUCGUCCUCGUCGUCGCUGAGUGUGAGGUCGACGAUGAGGGUUUGCUGGUUGGUCUGCUCGGUAUGCUGGUCCGUCGCGACGUUUUCUUUGUUCGAAUCUUCUUCGGCUUCUGCAACGUCAUCCGGUUCUUGGACAGGCUCGUCGUCUUCCGUCUCCUCUCCCCGUUCUUCUUUACUGUCAGCGGCCUAUUCCUUUAUCGGUUCAAUCACAAAUCCUACCGAUUGUUCGAUGCCCGGUAGAUAGCGGGGAUCUGUUGUGAUUUCCACUUUUUCUUCGUUGUCGGAGAUGAUUUUUGGUCAAUGGAACAUUGUUUGGAUCGGGGGAAGGUGCUCUAGGGCCUUGCUGUUGGUUUAAAGGAUUUUGUAUAGGAGCGGUCGGUGGUGUUGGAGGAGUCGGAUGAGUCGGAGUCAUGUUUGGGGGUUGAGUGAUUUGUGCUGUCUGUUGUGCUAACUGUUGUUGUAACGUGGCUAUAUCUAAGUUUAAUCCUUUGUUAAUUUGCCUUAAAGAAUCUACUGAUAUCUCUUUAGUGGCGACGUCUUGUUGUAAUUUUGUUAAUUGGGUAGUUAAUUGUACGUUCUGGUCGCUUAGAUCCGUCAAGUUAGCUAAGUUAUCGUUGAUAAUCUUAUUUAACUCUGCGUUCAAUUGAGGCGUUGGCAUUACACCAUCCGAAGCAACUUAAGUAUCAAGGCUGAAAGCGCCUGCCUUGUCAUAAAAGGCUGACGGCUUUCACCUUGAGAGGCAGGGCUCCCGCCUCGCUACACCGCAAUCAUUUCAUCGGGCACCUGGGCCGUCCAUAAAUUACGUAACGGUAUUUUUGGCAUUUUUUGAAACCCCCCCCUCCCUUAUGCAUCAAAGUGUAACAAAAGUACGAACCCUCCCCCCUUAAAAAUACGUAACAAUUUUCUAACCCCCCUUUUUCAAAUUUAAAUGCAAUUUUUUCUAAUAAAAAUUCAAAGAAAUCUUUAAAAUUUUUAUCUGUAUUUAAAAACCACUUUUACACAGUGUUAUCGACUACAAAAUGAUGCAUCUUUAAUAUUACAAAGGAAGAUCAUUAUUCAUUCGUCAAAUUUCAGAUAAUUACUAUUUAAUAUGUUGAUUUUUUACCGCUAGAUGGCAUUUGUAAAAGCCAAAAUUGUACGUAACACGGCGCAAAACCCCUCCCCUCCCCAUAGUAACAAACCGCAACAUUUUAGUCAACCCUCUCUCCCCCCCUCCCCCGCCCAAACCCGUUACGUAAUUUAUGGAUGGCCCCUGAUAGGCUGAUAGAUAGUAUAGUUAGUUUGUAUGGCCAUGGCUGAUUGGUUGCCACUGGAUACAGUUUGCCAUCUAGUAGAGGAAUUUCGUACUGCUUUAUCGAAUCAUGCUUGACUGUCGUCGUCUGCUUACCGGGAUUUCAGAAUUCAGACUUUCGUGUUUCAGUAUGUUGGCGAAUGGUCGUUUUGGACUCUUGGUAAAAGAAGUAGAGAAGUUAAAACAAAAACUUAUCACUGUUUUAUGGAAUAUUUUUUAUUUAGACUGGGAAAAGUAGAGAGCACAGAGACCAACAACUUCAUUUCAUUGUUCAAGGUUAAAUUCUGUUGGUUUUGGGCACAACCGCACAAUGCGAUGUGCAAAACAAUGUGCACCAACAGAUUUUUGAGGAAAGUGUUUGUGUUGGAUGUUAAUGAGGAAACUGAUGGCUUAUAACAUCAGUCAUUACCUUGAAUUCCUAAUUACUGUAAAAAUAAGAUAAUUUUUGCAUAUCCACACUCCACAGCUUCGUGAAAAUUGGUUUGUCGUACUUGUUGUUCAUUCCUUUUGUUUCUCUAAAAAUUGUUACAAAAUUUAUCUUUCAAUAAUUUAUAGAUUAAAGGGCCACUAAACAAAGAAUACAUCACAUGUUCAGUGUGCAAGUAUUCCAAAACAGGACAGUGAACUUGGCCAACUCGACAAGGAGUAUGCUUUAGUUUUAUUCAAUCUCAAGGUCACAUUAUGUUACUGCAUUUAUCUUCAUUAGUCUUUUAUUUUCAAACUUUUACUGUACAGAGCUAAAGCCAUAUUUUUGUAGGUCUCAACAUCAUCCCAGAUUUACCCAUUCUAACUGAAUGACGUUCAAAAGCCAAUGAUACUAGGCAUCAAGGCGUUGGUGUCAGCAGUUAAGCUUGGGGUGAGUAUCCAUGAUGGCAAAAUAUAGCUGUAGCCAUGAUGAUUGACUUAUUCAACAUACAAGGAUCCUGCGCUAAAUGAUACGCAUAUUUCAUUACUGUUCAUCAUAUGCGGAAGGCGAUCGAAUCGUUGAAUGGAGUAAGCGGCAAUCGACGAAGGAUUUCCUUUCAUGGUAAUUUGCCUGUUUUUUUCUCGAUUAUAGGAACUUUUAGAUUUUAGAUGGCAAUGCACGUAUCAAAUUAUUAACAGAUUAUUGCUUGACCAAGGAAUUUGAUUAUGGGCGUAUCUUGAAAAUUAUUAUGGAAGUGGAUAGGAUGAAGUCAUUAAGAAAAUGAAUUAACGGAAAUUCAGUUUCAACUGAAGGACGAAAGUAUGCUCAACCCAACUUGAAUUAUUAUUGAUAGCAGUUGAGGCACUGUUGCUAUGAGGUACGUGCGUCACUAUGGCUUCUGUGCAACAUGUGUGUUCGAUUAGAUCAUCCACAGGUUUUUUAUUUAUUUUUUAUUUCGAUUCACUUUAUCUAGCUUUUUAUUUCAAAAACACAAAGCGCCUUUGCGUGCUUGUACAGUAAACUGUGCGCGCGAUACAGAUCUCCGAUGGUAUCUACAUCAACUUGCGUGUGGAAAACACUUGCUUGUUACUGAAGGGGAGCAAAUAAAAUUUCGUUUCCCAUCGUUUUCUGUUUCCAACCGGAUCUCUUGUUACAUAACAAACUGGGCUACAGAGUAUCUGCAUUUCGUUUAGUCCCUGAGCUUUUUUUUUAAAUAUUGUUGUUUUUUUAUCAUAGCAUGUGUUCAUAAAAGCUGCUCAGCGACAUAGCUGGUUAGUCCCAAUGUCCCAACGCAUCCUUCUGUUUUUGAAACGAACGUUUCCUAUCGCAACAAUCUUCAUCGCAUGUUUACAGAGACCCUGCGCCAUGUCCCUUCACAAUGUAUAAAGAAACGGUUCAAUAAUCCCAAAACGAAACGACAUGUGCAGUGUUGACAACGGGUGACAAUAUUUAAAAAAAAUUGUUUAUACCUAACCAUAUCAUCAGAACAACUGUGAGAAAAUUUAGUAUAUAAAAAGCUCGUUUUGUUAACGUGAUCAUCAGUUGAGAGCCAUCGCUAUUACUUGACACUCGUCCCGCUCAACAAGAUACGUCGCCCACGAUGCACUUCACUUUAUCGGCCCUCAGUGUGUUUGUUCUCAUUGGGUUCGUGAAUUCCAAUUCACUUCCAAAUCUAUUUCAACGUAACAGUGCUGAUCAGCCGACCAUUUCAAUCGUCGGUGGAGUCCCUGCAGCCGCCGGUGAAUUUCCUUAUUUGGCUGUUUUGAGUUUGGGCCAAUACCUUUGUGGUGGAUCCCUGAUUGGAAAGUCCCACAUCCUGACAGCGGCUCAUUGCGUCGAAAGUUUUACUGCCGCUGACGUGAGCACAUUCUUUGCGGACAUCAACACGUUGUCAAUCAACGGCGGCGGAACCGGCGCUGUCUUUAGGGGAGUGAAGAAAUUCAUCAUUCAUCCCUCAUACAAUUCCAACACACAAGAUAACGAUGUCGCUAUGCUGAUAUUGAAUUCACCAGUUACAACUGUCAAAUUUGUUGCGCUACCGUCCGACAACGCAACAACUCUUGCCCCAACCACUAUAAAAACAACAACAACGUUGAAGUCUAACGUUACAACUCCCAAACUCACUACUACAACUCCUAAACCCACAACAACGACUAAACCAACCACAGCCAAAUCUGUGACGACGGCCAAAGCAACGGUAUCCACCACCAAAAUGCCGUGCUCGUGUACGUGUGCACCAACUACCACACGCGUAGUCGCCAACGGGAAAACCACCAAAAAACCUGCACUUCUAAGAGCUUUCAGUACUUAUGCGAACCAGUUGGCCACCAUCGCCGGAUGGGGAACAACAUCUUCAGGAGGAAGCCUUUCGAACGUGCUGCUGAAAGCAAACGUCACUAUUCAAGACAAUACAGUUUGCGCUAAACAAUACGGAAAUUUCGUUGGCGCUGACAUGUUGUGCGCCUCUGCACCUGGUAAAGAUACCUGCCAGGGUGACAGCGGUGGCCCGAUCCUUGUUAACGGAGUUCAAGUUGGCAUCACCUCCUUCGGCAAUGGCUGUGCUGAUCCUAAAUAUGCUGGUGUCUACACCAGAGUCUCGAAUUACGUUAGCUGGAUUCAGACCACCAUGGCCAAUAAUCCAUGAAAAUAAUUGGCUAUUGACACUUUCCUUAUAUUCGUGUUGGACAACUGAACGGUUAACCGAUCCUACUAUCGGUCCAUCGGUUACCCAAUGUUAUUGAAUUUCAUAUGUUACGGGAUUUUUUAUUACUGCCUGGGAAUAAAAUAAAGCAUAAUACAUUUUAUUGGUCAAAUAAUAA
Molecule: messenger RNA, 7196 nt
Organism: Daphnia pulex (common water flea)
Lineage: Eukaryota; Metazoa; Arthropoda; Branchiopoda; Diplostraca; Daphniidae
Product: trypsin Blo t 3-like
Exons: 11
Coding region: 5978-7021 (347 amino acids)
Biological process (GO): proteolysis
Molecular function (GO): serine-type endopeptidase activity
Source: RefSeq, a predicted model, not a curated record